This is a messenger RNA of Tribolium madens (black flour beetle), 1441 nucleotides long. Its product is annotated as solute carrier family 2, facilitated glucose transporter member 1-like. The coding region runs from base 31 to 1434 and encodes 467 amino acids. Gene Ontology annotation, biological process: monosaccharide transmembrane transport. The transcript has 4 exons. Gene Ontology annotation, cellular component: membrane. The record is from RefSeq and is a predicted model, not a curated record. Lineage: Eukaryota; Metazoa; Arthropoda; Insecta; Coleoptera; Tenebrionidae. Gene Ontology annotation, molecular function: hexose transmembrane transporter activity.
AUAAAAUUUUUGUUUUACUGUCACUUGUCAAUGUGUCGGAAAAUCUACUUUGCGAUCCUCGUCGUUAGUGUGGCUUCGGGUUUCCAGCACGGCUACCACUUCGCCAUUGUUAAUAACCCUUCAGAAGUGAUGCAGGAAUGGAUUAAAGAACUGAAAAUAAAACAAGAACGAAUAAAUCCAAGUCACGCCGGCGUGGAUCUGAUUUGGGCCGUCGUGGUGGCAAUUUUCUCCGUCGGGGGGACAGUGGGGGCGCUCAUGAUCGGCAUUUUUGCGGACAAUUUCGGCCGGAAGGGGAGUCUCAAGUGGAACGCUCUUCUGGUCCUGGUGGCGGCGGCGAUAACACUUUACUCGAAGAGGGCAGCGUCGUAUAAAGUGCUUCUUUUCGGGCGGUUUCUGGCGGGGGUUACCACGGGAUUGACCGGGGGGUUGUGCCAAAUGUACUCGGUGGAAAUUUCCCCCGAUGAGAUCCGGGGGGCCCUUUCUGGGGUCUACCAAGUCGCGAUUAGUUUCUCGGCGUUUGUUGCGACAAUUGCAGGAAUUUUACUUUCAGAAAAGGACACUUGGCAUUAUAUGUUUGUGAUACCCGUAUUUCCGGCCAUUUUUCAACUUAUUGCUUUAUCGUUUUGCCCGGAAUCGCCCAAAUUCCUCUUGAUCACACAAGGCAAAGACGCGGCGGCGGAAAAAGCGCUCAAAUGGCUGCGAGAAAAAGACGAUGUUGAGGAGGAGUUAGAUUUGCUGAAAGAGGAAGAUAAUCUUGUCAAGGAAUUACGAGGGACCUCUUUGACACGUAUCCUCACAAAUCCUCUCAUGACCAAUGCUUUGAUCUGUUGUUUAAUCCUGAAUAUAGCCCAACAAAUGUGUGGAAUUAAAACGAUAAUUCAAUAUUCGACCUUGAUUUUUGAAGAAAUGAAAUUAGGACGAAGAGUAUCCUUUUAUAUCACUACAGGAAUGAAUUUACCUGGUGUAAUUUCGUCUAUAAUUUUCUGUUUUAUUAUCGAUAAGUAUGGGCGACGUAAAAUGGCACUAAUUAGCUUGAUAGGCUUGACUGUAAUAACAGCUCUUAUUUUUAUUUCUCUAUUCUUAGCAAGAAGACAAAUUGUACCAGACAUGAAGUACGUUACUAUCUUAUCGUACUUUGUAUUCAACAGUUUUUAUUGCAUUGGUAUUGGCCCUCUGGCAUGGUUUAUCCCAGCUGAGAUGUUCUACCAUACACCUCGAACCAUAGCAGUUUGUUUAUCAGUUGCAGCCAAUUCCAUAUCUAGUUUUAUAAUAGGACAAGCGUUUUACGUUCUAAAGAAUGAAAUCGGUGUCUACACAACUCUCAUAUUUAUCGUUUUGGAUGUUUUUUCGCUUCUUUACAUCCAUCAACGCCUACCUGAAACAAACAAACUUAGUGCAAUAGAUGUCAUCAACAUGUAUAACAUUCAGCAAUAAAUUAUUC